This is a messenger RNA of Polistes canadensis, 5878 nucleotides long. It is a transcript of the gene RapGAP1, whose product is annotated as rap1 GTPase-activating protein 1. The coding region runs from base 2282 to 4720 and encodes 812 amino acids. The transcript is spliced from 11 exons. Gene Ontology annotation, biological process: activation of GTPase activity; regulation of small GTPase mediated signal transduction. The record is from RefSeq and is a predicted model, not a curated record. Gene Ontology annotation, molecular function: GTPase activator activity; protein binding. Gene Ontology annotation, cellular component: cytoplasm. NCBI's taxonomy places the organism in Eukaryota, Metazoa, Arthropoda, Insecta, Hymenoptera, Vespidae.
GAAGGUAAAAAAUUAAAAAAAAAAAAAAAUAAAAAGAAAAAAGGUACUCCUCGUAGAGGGCUCGUGUUUCGCGCGUACGCACGCACGAGAGGGCCCCUCCACUCGUCUCGCGAGCGUGCUCUCAACACGAUCGUUGGAGGUGAACGUGAAGGUGGAAAAGGAGGUGAAGGUGGUUGAGGAGGAGGAGGAGGAGGAUCCAUGUAGAAAGAAAGAGAGAGAGAGAGGAAAAUAAAAAAGAGUGGUGGAAGAAGCGAGUGGCAGUGGCGAUGCAUCGAGCAGGCAAGCACUAAAACAGUCCUCCGCCACUUGGAUGCGUCGUCACGUCGUGUUCUAUCUUUCUCGGUGUUCGCAAUCAAUGAUCGAGUUCGCUUUCGAUCAGCAGUAGCAGUAGCAGCAGAUUUAAAACACAUUUUUUUUGUAAAUAUUCAUUCUUUAAAAGAAACAUUGGAGAAUAAGAAAUUACAAUUAAAAACCUUACGUAGAAACAAGGAUAACAACGACAAAUCAGAAUUCAGAUACGUAUGAUCGUAUAAAGGAGACUCCCCGUUUAUGUUGUUUUUGUUUUUUUUUAAUAUCUUAUCUUUCUCUUUUUAUAAGAAAAAAAAAAAACGUUUUAUCGUUAGCAGUUAACGAUCGACGAUUAACAGUGACAGUUAACUGUACGAUUCUAAACGGAAAUGUUAGUCUCCUAUUGAUGGUAAAAGAUAUACACGCGUGAAGAAUCGCGAUCGAUAAAAAGAAAGAAAAAGGGAGAUAGAAGUAGGACAAAAAGUUGAUUAAAUAAAGAGAGAAUGAGAGAUAGAUAGUAGUCGUAGUCAUUCGAGUGACGAGGAAAAUCGAUGAAAGGCAAAAAUUGUCUAUUACUACUACUACUACUACUACUACUACUCGACAUCAUCGACUCUUCUUCUCAUUGAGAAAGGAGAACUUGUUUGGACUCUUUCGAUAAGGAGACUCCUCUUUAAAGAAGAAAAAGAAAAAGAAGAAGAAGAAGAAAAGGAAAGAGGAAGUUAAACGGUGCAAGAAGGAAUAAAGAAAGAUAGAAAAAGAAAAAGAAAAAGAUAAGGAUAGAGAUAAAGAGCAAAAUGAGGGAGAGACACGAUGGUCCAGAUUUCCCAUGUGGAUCUUGAGAUCGAGUAGUAAACGAGCAACAGCAAACUAAAGCAAAGCAAAGCCCGCGCGAAAAAGCUUAUUCUCUUCCGCGAUCGUUUGCCGACUGUAUAGUACUAUUUUCCGCUAUACCAUCGAAGAAAUGCAUCUGGGGAGUUAAUCGAUCGCAAACGAUAACGGUAUACCGAUGUAUCUCAAGCUUGGAUGGCCAACAGUUUUAAUCGAAAGACAGGACACGAUUCGACGAAAGACGUAAUGAGCCGCAGCAACGUUCUCGAACGAUGAACUUAUUCCAUCACAAACCCCCCUCCACUCCCCCAACCCACCCCGUUUCCUCUUCAGAUCGUGGAUUUUAUAUGGGAACAAAUAAAUCAAAUGAAAUUAAACGAUAAAUAGAUUUCAAAUAAAAAAGAAGAUCGUAUCAUCGUCAUCAUCAUCGUCAUCAUCCUUUUUAAGGAGUGACGAACGAUAAUUGGAUAUAUAUUCCGUUGCAAACGGGAUGUACAAAUUUGUAGAUAACUUAUUUAUAGUUAAAGAAGAGCGUAUCGUUAAAUUACACCAAGAGAACUAGGAAAUUGAGAAAGGGAUGUGGAUAACGUUAUUUCUUGAAUUAGGACUACGAAAUUCUGACACGAAGUAGUAGUAGUAGUAGUAGUAGGUAGGUAAGUAAGUAAGUAAGUAGUAGUAAGAUUGCAUAGUAAGAUUGCUAAGAGAGUGAGAUAGGUAGAGGGCGUCGAACUUGAAAAGGAAGCCGCGAAAUGCUGGCUGAUCCGCCUACCGUCUACUACUACUAUUUCCACCUUCACCUCCAUCACCUCCUCCUCUUCCUCUUCCUCUUCCUCUUCCUCUUCUUCUUCCUCUUACCCAAGUCUUGGAUUAAGGAAAAGUAAUAAGCCGAAAUUCAUAGUAGAGAUAAGAAAAACUGUAUGAUGAAAAAGACUAUUCUUCGUUUUUGAUAACGCGUUAUCAUCGUGAACGUACGAAGUUGAAGAAGAAGAAGAAGAAGAAGAAGGAGAGAAAACCUAACACAUUGAAUUUUCUCCUAUCACAUACAGGGACCAUCACCAUCACGACCACCAGUCGAUCAAAAUACUCUAGUGCAUAGUACAAAAACAUAUAUAAAUAUAUAUACAGACACACGUUUGGAUAUAUAGUUCUAAUAUCGUUCGAGAUGUUGAAGAUACGUAUGUUGGAUUACAUAGGUGAUACUGGGAGGCAGCAGCUCGAACAAUCCGUAUAUUGCGAGUCCGAAUCUCGGAGGAGUGCUGUGGAAGAUGAAAGGCAAGAUGUCCAUGGCACCAAUCAGGAUAAGAUAAAAGCAACUACCACGCAAGAUCUUUUUGAAUUAUUGGAAAGAGUUCAAAGUUCUCGAUUGGACGAUCAACGAUGCGUAUUGCCGCCAUAUUUCUCUCAGACAGCGAGAGACGAACGAGCUGCCUCGAGUCCAGGUGGUGCAGGUGGACAAAACAAUCACUCAUCUUCAUCUCCAUCGCCCUCUCCUGUCGGCGAUAUACCUCUUGGACGAGCCCUUAUGGAAGCCGCACUUCAACAGGCCACUUCCGGCUCUCAGGAACCUCCCCUAGUAGUAACGCCACCUGGUUAUUGGCUAGACGGAACCGAUCAUCGACAUACCUUGGAUUCGGCAGGAAGAGCAUUGCUUCCUGCUCAACCAGCCUGGCAACCCAGGAUAGAUCAGGAUGACACUGCUAAGUGUUACAGACGUUUCUUCGUUGGCAGAGAACAUGUGAACUUGAUAGGAAGAGACAGCGAGAAUGGGCCGGUCCUUGUUUCAGUGAAGGCCGAGACGGUCGCUGGACAAGAACACUGGCGGGUAUUGCUAAGAUUACGUGCUGGUUCAACGCACGAGUUAGUCUCAGCAACCACUCUUGGACCGACUCCUUCACCAGCAAAAAUGGUCAAGGCAAUCAACGACUCCUUGAACGUGAACACUUUAAUGCCAGUGGUAUGUUCAGGGGCUGGCACUUUGAUAGCUCAAUAUGAUGAGCAUGCACUCGUCUCGAGAUUCAAAUUCGGUGUACUUCAUCAACGCGCUGGGCAGCUGACCGAGGAACAACUUUUUGGCAAUCGCCAGAUGACACCAGCUUUCCAAGAAUUUCUUGAUCUUUUAGGCCAAAAGAUCGACUUGAAAGAUCAUAAAGGAUACCGUGGAGGUUUGGAUACUCGACAUGGUCAAACAGGUGAUUCCGCGGUCUACGAAGUAUUUCGUGGCCGAGAAGUUCUCUUUCAUGUAGCAUCGCUUUUACCAUAUAGUCCAGGUGAUGCUCAACAAUUACAACGCAAGAGACAUAUUGGUAAUGACAUCGUGGCGAUUAUAUUCCAAGAGGAACCUACACCUUUCAGUCCAGAUAUGAUCGCCAGUCACUUUUUGCAUGCUUUUAUCGUCGUGCAGGUCGUCGAUCCAUGUACACCUAACACAAGAUAUAAAGUGAGUAUAACGGCGAGAGAUGAUGUUCCUUGGUUCGGCCCAGCCUUACCAACACCUGCUGUCUUCCUCAGAGGCGUCGAAUUUAAAGAAUUUCUUUUAACAAAAUUAGUGAACGCUGAAAAUGCAGCUUACAAAGCUGAAAAGUUUUCUAAACUAGAAUUGCGAACUAGAUCUGCUCUAUUGGAAUCCUUAACGGAAGGAUUACAAGCGAAGACAGCGGAAUUCUUAGGUGGUACCAUUGGCCUAGGAGGUAAUUUAGGAUUCGGUGCGAAUUGUCCUGUCAGUCCAACUGCGAGUGAUUCAUCAGCUUCCGGUGGUGGAGGUACUGGCUCGAGAUUUAUCGACACAGUACGGAAAGCAUUAAUAUCCCGAGUGAGAAACGCAUCGACCGAAAGUGUACCGCAACAACUUGCUAAAAAAGGUUCUCAUUCUGAACCAAGUCCACCGAGUAAUCGACAAUCCAACGGUAAAAUCAGUGGAAAACGAUCAGUUGAACCAUCAAGUCCAUUGGGUUCACCCGAUUUAACUUUACGAAGGGAUUCCGAAAGAGGUAGCCCUAGUUUGGGAAGUCAAGACAGUAGCUUAUCGAAUACGGACAAUCAGGACAGUAGUUUGGCUACAUUACAACAGGACGAGGUAGAUCGUAGAGAAUCUAGUACAGGAAUUGGUACAAAUGAUUCCACGAUCAUGGAAAAGGUUACUACGGUAUCCUCAAUUCAACGAUUAACUCAUGAAAAUUUAAGAAGACAGGAACGAACAGAAAAAACCGAAAUAACUCAACGCGUUGUUUCCGAGAGCGACGAUAGUUCGCUUAAUAGCGAGCUUGAACUUGACCAAGCGGUUUAUCCGGACAGCGACACUGGUCUUGAAUCUAUGAGUUCCGCGGAAACGCACGACAUUACGAGGUGUAAUGCCAAAGACGGUGCUGCGGAAACCGAAACUUUAAGGAUGGAAGUUACUAGACUUAAGUGCGAUAAGUUGGACUUAUUAAGGCAAAAUGUGACAUGUCAACGCGACAUUAAACGCCUUCGAGAGAAAGAACUACAAUUGCAAUCUGAUUUGGCAGCAGCAUCAAAAGAGAUUCUUCGGUUAAGGGCGAUGCUGAAAGAAUGUUCGACGAGUAUUCCCUUGGAUAAUAACAAUCAACAGACGUCCACCGUUUGAAGGAUCAUUAAACGCAUUUUUUAAUUCGUUAUCGCUAACAGAAUUUCCCGUUAAAGAUCGCUAUGUUUUAAUCGUCGAAUGGGAACCGACCAAAUCGUAAAUUUCGUAGAUCUUCCACUCUUCUGAGAUCACGUUUCUCUUAAAAGGAAAUCAAUUUAGGAUAUCUCGUUGUUGGAUACAUAGAUGUAUUACAUACGAAAAACUAGCAAUCAAUGCUUUCUUCCUCGGUUCGCUUGUACAACUGGGUUUUCUUAGAUAGCGAUUGGUACAAAUUCGAUAAGUCAUAAGGGAUAUGUAAUUAGAAUGUAAAGUCAAAGUCACUGUUCUAUCGAAGUAUAACUCGUUAUUGGAACGUACAACAGUAUAGAUUCUGAUUGUUGAAGUACUUGUUUAACUUAUAUCCCAAAUAUUUAUCGAUUAAUUUAUUGAUAGAUAUAAGGUAAUCCCUUGUAGUCAAUAUAGUUGAUAAUUCUAUAGAUAUAAAUACCAACCGCGAUACAAACAUCUUGUCAUUAUAAUAUUAGUCACUUUUCAAAGUGAAAUGGCCUUUAGAUCUAGCAUUUGUGAUGUUAAAAGAAGCACGCAAAAAAUAACGCACCAAUGCAUAUGACCAUGUAUAAGUUAAGUGUAAUUCACUUAACUCCGAUUAUUCCUUCUCGCACACAUCAAACAUAGUAUACAUAUAUAUGUAUACUAUUGUAAGUAAUUAUAAUAUGAACAUCUACUAAAAUCUUCAAAGAUUCGGAUUUGUUAAUUCAACGAUUACGUCUAAUAAUAAUAUAUCUUAACAAAUUCACAACUCUUCAAUACCUAACUAAUAUGAACAUGUCACGACGCAGUAAUAGUUUCUCAAUAACACAUUGGCACAUUAGUAAAUAUAAAUGUCACACAAAUUAAUAUUUCAAUAAAUACUUUUAUCGCGCGCGCGUGUCUCUUUAAAUCGAAUUACAUACUUCGAAUGAAUCUAAUAAUCACACAUUUUUCUAAGUUAUAGUAAAUUCUUCCAUGAUAUAUGUAUAUCUAAACGGUCAGUGCAUUAAAUAAUAACAUUGAAACAAGCAACACAUAUUGUUCACCUUUUAUUAGUAUUAAAAAAGAAAAAAUUGAGUAUCAUUUGUUGCUUGAUUUUGUGCUAUGUUUCCGUUAGUUUUUAUUGUU